UGAUUAAGCAACUGCAAAUGGUUUCUUUUACGAUUUCUUUGUUGUUAUAUUAAUUUCUUGAAUGCAGAUGUUUCUUUGUUUAAUUAUGAUAAACAUCUAUUGUAACACAUAUUUUCUUCACCAUUGAUCAUAAGUUGCUUGAUUGUUUAAUUUCUCAGAUAGUUUCAAUACAAGAAACCAACACACAUAUGGCUUGAAGUAUUUCCUGCCAGACUUUCUUGAUAAGUGCCAAAAAGAGUAGAAACUCCAUUACCGGUACGCUAUGUCAGUAAUUAGGGCGGCAGUGAUGGGGCGCUUCUCGCAUGUUCGGGCCUGGGUUCCUGCCAUAUGUACGGAGAUGCAGGCCUUUCUUGCUAUUGUGCUAAACAAGGGCCUGAUUAAGAAGUCGAGUAUUGCAAGCGACUCCGGUCAAAGAGGCCCUCACAGGAGACACAAUGGUUCGCAACUGUUCUGUCGAGGAACAUCUGAUUUCAAAACAUUCUGAGAUUUUUCCACGUGGAAGACAUGGACAGGAUUCCAACCAGAAAUAGCCCUUAUUAUAGGCCUGACUGCAGGUUCCGUCAAUUUUUGGAGUUUGUCAACCGGAUGUUUAUCAAUCAUUAUACACUGAGACAGAUUGAUAGUGUGGACGAGACGCUUGUAGCCACCAGAGGGCGCACCGGCAUGAUACAGUUUAUCCCUUCCAAGGCGGCAAAAUCCGCCGUGAAGUUCUGGGUCUUGGCUGAGAGCACCACGAGAUACAUACUUCACAUUAAGACGUAUCUCAGAAAGACCUACGAGCCCUCGCACACCAGUCUACAGGGUACCUAUGUUGUGAAAUCUCUUGAUGUCCAUGUGUCAACUCAUGGACCGUGGCUACCAGGUUGUCAAGGACAGCUUUUUCUGUAGCCUUGACCUAACUAAGCAGCUCAUGCAGCGUAGAACUUAUGUGACAGUGAGAUAUUCCAUUUUAGUUCAAGAUAUAUAACAUUAAAGUGAACAUGUCUUAUGUUUAAAUAGCUCAACAUGCCUGCAUGUACCUAUGCUUAUAUCGAAAUAAACUUUUUAUAACAUACGUUAUGUUUUGUUUAGAAAGGCAUUUAUGGCAUUCAUAUACUCUAAUGAGAUUGUUAUUGUUUUAUUUUUUACUCACUAAAGUAUGUUUUCAAUCAUUAUUGUUUUCAAGCAGUCAUUUAUUACUCACUCAAUAAAUGUGCUUUUUAACUAUAUAUACAAACUAGAGAUUACUUUUUAAAAAAGCGCUUGUCUCACCUAUUCUGUGGUCAUAGCUGAGAAAGAAUAAAUGAUGGACAUGAAAUUUGUAAUUUUGGACUGGAGACAAACUAACAGUGAAGUUUGGUUUAUUCACCCGUAUUAAAUAGU
This is a messenger RNA of Mya arenaria, 1362 nucleotides long. RefSeq lists its product as uncharacterized. Lineage: Eukaryota; Metazoa; Mollusca; Bivalvia; Myida; Myidae. The coding region runs from base 505 to 888 and encodes 127 amino acids. The record is from RefSeq and is a predicted model, not a curated record. The transcript has 4 exons.